This is a messenger RNA of Notothenia coriiceps (black rockcod), 1007 nucleotides long. Its product is annotated as zinc finger CCHC domain-containing protein 4-like. Gene Ontology annotation, biological process: rRNA methylation. The coding region runs from base 99 to 842 and encodes 247 amino acids. Gene Ontology annotation, cellular component: nucleolus; cytoplasm. The transcript has 4 exons. Lineage: Eukaryota; Metazoa; Chordata; Actinopteri; Perciformes; Nototheniidae. The record is from RefSeq and is a predicted model, not a curated record. Gene Ontology annotation, molecular function: rRNA (adenine-N6-)-methyltransferase activity; zinc ion binding.
UGCGCGACUCCAAACAGCAUGGCUCUCACUUCUCAGCCUUGCACUCGUGUUGAAAAUUAAAGUGUAAAGUGAAUCAGAGUUAUAACAUAACGAACGACAUGGAUGUUCCCGACGCUAACGACGACAGUUUCGGAAUAGAAGUGAUUCUUUCUGACGGCGGGAAAACAGCGCCAUGUUGUCCGCAUGGUCCAACCUUGCUAUUUGAGAAAGUGAGCAAAGGAGGGGAGAAAGGCAGGAGGUUCUAUGCCUGCUCUGCCUGCAGAGACAGGAAAGACUGCCACUUCUUCCAGUGGGAGGAUGACAAGGUGUCCGAGGCCAGGCUUCUGGCCAGAGAGGCAGAGAACCAGUCAAAGAGACCUCCCUUAACCCAGCAAGAGCGCGUCAAAAGGUUUAAAAGGUUGGGCUCCCUGCGGCUGGAUGAGAAGAAGUUCUGUCAGGAUUGUCAGAUGUUGCUGCUGCCAGCAGAGCAUGAGGCCCACUCCUCUCACAGGUCAGUGGGGGUCUCCAGUGCUCAGCUGAGGAGACCCAGUGUGCUGCUCCGUCCUCUGCUUAACAAGAAGAGCAACGCCCAGUACCUGUUCACCGACCGCAGCGCACACUUCCUGCUCAACUCCCUGGCUGGUCUGGGAUACAACAAGGUGCUUUGUGUGGGAACGCCCAGACUUCAGGAGCUGAUCACGCUGCGGAACCUGGAGGGAAAACAUGAGCCAAUGAAGAGUCUGCUUCUGGACAUUGACUUCAGGUUAGCUGUCUCAUCUGUUAUCAUGAUGUAUUUUACUGUACAGCUGCUCUCAUAUAAACCUAUGAAUAAAUUCGACACAACAGAUUGCACACAUCAUUAGCAAAACAUCCAGAUGUAGCCCUGAUCACUGUCUGGUGUGACACUGCAGCAUCAUGCAGUGCUGAUGGGACAGAGCUCCAGGUGAUUGGGCCACAUCUGGUUCUGUGGUGGUCUCAGGAAGCGCACGGCAAGGUACACAGGCUGGGUGAACUGGUGGUGAGCGCGG